Lampris incognitus (smalleye Pacific opah) is the source of this 1365-nucleotide messenger RNA. RefSeq lists its product as uncharacterized. Gene Ontology annotation, molecular function: ribosome binding. The coding region runs from base 37 to 879 and encodes 280 amino acids. Gene Ontology annotation, cellular component: mitochondrial inner membrane. The record is from RefSeq and is a predicted model, not a curated record. Lineage: Eukaryota; Metazoa; Chordata; Actinopteri; Lampriformes; Lampridae. The transcript has 5 exons. Gene Ontology annotation, biological process: protein insertion into mitochondrial inner membrane from matrix; inner mitochondrial membrane organization.
GUUGCCGGAAGUAGCAGUGCCGGGGGCGUGCAUGGCAUGACCUCUCGUGUGUCUUAUGAUGAAACCUGUAUUGCCGUGGCGGACCUGAUGCAGAGGACCGUUUACGUCGCUGCGUGCGGGAAGCUGCGCGGUUUUGCAGCGGGCACAUCGAGGAUCUGCCCGUGGAUGAGAUCCGCCGCCCACCGCCAGUGCUCGUUCAUGCACACGCACACGAAACAAGAAUGGACGAAACAAGAAUGGAGAGCGUCGAUGAGUUGGUGUCGGCUGGAGGGACGGCGGACCUUUUCCGCUGGUCAAAGACUGUACAGCACGGGCGAAGAACACCCAGGCAUCACGGUGGUCGGCAUCCCGGACCCCAUCACCUGGAUAUACUGUAAAGUAACCAUGUACCUCAUAGAGGUGUGUUUUGAACCAGGCAUCACCUCCGUUGACUUUGACAGAGGGGUGAAGCAGGCACUGGUUCACAUCUCCAACAUAAUGUCUUGUGGCAGAUUUGACGAGCUGAGGGGCAUCAUGUCAAAUGAGGUGUUAGAGUACAUUAAGAAGAACUGUAACUCUUUAAACGUUGUUCAGAGACAACAGCUCGCCAUCUCAGCGGAUGAUAUAUUAUUCAUGCUGCCUGAGGACGUGAGUGUUAUCAUUGACCAGCAUGGUAGGAAGUUCUGCUUCGUGGUCAUGAGGUUCUGGUUCCUGUCGACAUUUAAAGGUCCCGAUGACCCAGAGGGCACCAAAAUCUUCAGCAUCACCCCCACAGACGACAGCACGCCAAAGAAAAUAGUGACUGCUGUUUAUGAAUUCCAGCGAGAGCUGACAAGAGGGUCGUCACAGGACUGGAAGGUCACCCAUGUUUGGCACUGGCAUUGGAAACUGACUGAGUGAUUCGAUGAGGCAAUUCAGUGAUUUUAAAAAAAAAAAUUAAGUAUUCAUUGGGAUUCAGGAACAGCCAAGCAAAGACUCCAUAAAAGAAAACGUUGUGUAACUGCUAAAACACUCCUUACUUUAAGGUCCUCCUUUGACCCUCAGACACCAGACCCUUGGGCUGACGGUUUCCUUCCAAUGACCUCACCAACAACUUUUAAAAUGUGAAUGAAACUGCUUGAGAAGACAAAGUUGGAAAAAUUACUGUUUCCUGAUAACCAAAGGCAUGGCUGUUCUGCCUGACUGUUGUUUAUCUGAUAAAGAUCUGGACCCGGUUUUGAGUCAGGAUGUGACCGGUAGGUAUGGCAUUCACCACAGACUGACAAUUAGAUGGGUUUACCAAAGAACACACUGAAAAGUCUCUCCUCGCAGAGAAGUUGUGCCUGAGAUGUUUUUAGCCUCUCAGAAGUGUUUAGGGUGAAUAAAUGUGUUUGACAUUGAACAGAA